Messenger RNA from Pocillopora verrucosa, 3511 nucleotides. RefSeq lists its product as uncharacterized. Lineage: Eukaryota; Metazoa; Cnidaria; Anthozoa; Scleractinia; Pocilloporidae. The record is from RefSeq and is a predicted model, not a curated record. Gene Ontology annotation, molecular function: protein binding.
GAGGGCAACUCAUGAAGCUUCCGCUUUCUCAACUAGAGGCAUUUACUUUAAACCACCCAUCAGGCUGGACUUAGUUCUGAAGCGUCUUAAGCAGUGACUUGUUUUACUUGGAUAAAGCCAUGAAUCCUUCGUAUGCACUUCUGGAUCUACCCGUGAAUGAGUGCAAGACUCUUGACGAAGACGGAGUGCUUUAUACUUUUAAAAAGGCCGAUCAUGCCAAAAUUUUGUUGAAGAACCUCGCCUUGAUGCAAGCAAAUGAAGGACUUUUGACAGACGUGGUCCUGCGCUCUACGUCCAAAGAUUACGAGGAGCCCCUUCAUUCCAUUCUGCUUGCUGCCUGCAGUCCUACCCUUAAACAGAAUCUUACAGGAAGGUACUUUGAUUUCACCGGUGGCAAACUCUCUUUGAAGGGAUUGAACAGAGAUAUACUUAUUGCCUUUCGUGAUUUCAUUUACAAAGCAGAGUUCCCAUCACGUCAAGAACUGGUAGAUGGCCUUCGAAAGGUUGCUGCAACAUAUGGAAUCGACUCUCUGAAAAAGCUUUGCGACCGUAACAGCAAUGAACAAAUGUCGGUGUUGUGGAAUAGUCACCGUGAAGAUCUGCUUUCGCAACUGUACGAAAUGUACCAAAAGUCUGAAUUGACCUCCUGUUUGUUAGACGAUGGCAAUGGUAUAACACAGGCAGUCCAUGCACCAGUUGUCGCAGCAGCAUCGCCAGUGUUGCGGAAAAUUUUGACAAAUGAUCUGUUCUCAUCAGAAGAGACAAGAUAUCGUCUAAAGGAGAUUGCGCCAGACGUCUUGGAGGAUCUUGUGAAGUACAUAUAUACAGGUAAUGUUGCAGUGAACGGAGAAAACGUGGCUGGUCUUCUCAAAGCUGGAUGUGGUUAUGAGAUUCCCGCACUUGCAAGAGCCUGCUGCGAUUGGCUGAGUCUAAAGAUGGAUUGCUUUAAUGCAGUCAAUAUCCUGUGGCUGGCACGUGAGGAGAAUUGCAAAGAAACCAAGGUUCUUCAAGAAGAGGCCAAAAAUUUCAUAAUUGGUAACUUUACAAGCGUUAGUGAAGAAGACGAGUUCGUCGAGCUUGAGUACGAAGAUCUGAAAGCGAUCAUACAGUUCGACGAUCUUAAUGUGAAUUGUGAAGAAGAAGUCUUUAACGCGGUUGCCAAAUGGGUUAGUGCUGAGGAUGAGCGCAUACGUUACCUACCAGCGUUGCUGAAGUGCAUUCGACUGGAGAAUACAAGUCCCGAGUUCCUUCGAAGUCUUCUGCAGCAUCCUCUUAUAAUGAAGAGUGCUACGUGCGUUGAAUAUGUUCAAAAUGCUCUUGAAAGUCAAGCCUCGUUUCAUUUGCAAGAAGACACAACCCCAACUGAAACCUUCAACGAGUCUGAGCAAGACUCCUACCCUAAUCAAUACGACUUUGAAGACGCUAUUGCCAGAGACCUGACACCAGAAUUUCUGUCGUCGGAGUUGGAGCUUCCUAAGUCAGACGCUAUUGCUAAAGACCCGACACCAGAAUUUUUGACGUCGAAGUUGGAGCUGCCCGAGUCAAAGAUACCAGCCGUGCAGACGCCAAGGAGGGGUCAAAGGAAGAAUGGAACUCCUGACAUGAGGUUUAAAGAGAACAGGCGGUUGUUAGGCCUGCAGAAUAAAGACCACUCUCCCGAUAGGCGGUUUAAAGUUAACAAACGAGGCCUCAACCUCCCGUUGAAAAAGGAUGGCACUGCAGACAUGAGGUCCAAAAUAAACCGUCAAUCCCUGGGCAGAGAUGACGAGGGGCGACCACUGACAAAGGCAGGUACGCCAGAUAGAAGAUUCAAAGUAACAAGAGAUAAGGAGGCCACGGUGAAAUCUUCUUUAAACAGUGGCAGUACACCAAGCACUGGCCCUGUCAAGAAAGAUGGUACGCCUGACAUGCGUUACACUGUUAACAAACACCCCAACAGCCUGCUGACCUCAUCAAAAACAAGAUCAGCGAGUGCUCAGGUGAAUAGUUCCUCGCGUGUUGGUGGACCAUUAAAGAAAGACGGAACUCCUGACAUGAGAUAUGCAGUCAACAAACAGUCUUCCUCUCCCUCCCCUUCCAGCAGCUAUGUAUCAUAUAGAGGUUCAAGUGGCCCACUGAAGAGAGAUGGAACUCCCGACAUGAGGUAUGCAGUCAACAAACAGUAUACCUCUCCGUCUCCCUCAAGCAGCUACAGAGGAAGUUCGUCACAGCUGUCAUCAUAUAGCAGUCUGAGUAGGCCAUGUAAGAGAGACGGAACUCCAGACAUGAGGUAUGCCGUUAACAAGGCGUUCAAUGGCAGCAGUCCUGCAUCCUCUGGCUAUUCCUCUGGUGGGUCCAUCUACAGUUCGAGAUCAUCUCUCAGUGGAAAUGGAAGUGGGUCGAGUUCACGCGGUCCACUCAAACGCGAUGGUACUCCAGACAUGAGGUACGCAGUAAACAAGUCGUUUUAUGGUAGUUCACAGUCGGUUGGAUCUUCUUUUGGGGGAUCAAGCUACAGUUCCAGGCCAUCUUCCAGUGGAGGAGCCUCCCGAUCCAGCUCCUGUGGUCCCUUAAAGAAGGAUGGUACCCCAGAUAUGCGAUAUAAAGCUAACUGGCGGUAAAAAACUCCAAGUGCGAGAGGUAUCAGACUAUUUUUUUAGCCCAAUAUUUCCUUUGUCAUUUCGUGAUGAUUCUAUGAUAAGUGGAUUAAGAUCUCAUUGUUCUGGUUCUUCGUGUCAGAUCUCAGGCGGGUAGAAAAUUUCAAUUAGGUGCGAGUUGUUCGAAGCAUGAUGAACAGUAAUCCAUAACCAACAUCUUUGGCAAAGAGUCCUCGAACAUCAUGGCUUUGUCGUCUAUGCUCUGUUUAACUUUUUUUUUAAAUAAAUGGAUUUUCUUUCCUGAACGCAAACGAAAAAAAUCUGCAUAUCGAUUUCUGCAAUAAGCCUGAAUGCAGCCUGCAAUCAUUAGCCAGCCAUAACAGUGAUGAUUUAAAUACAAAACCGCUUAACACUGAGACAUAGCUAGUUACCUACACAGUUAGGUGAAGCCUGAAGUAUGCGCCUUAAUCUCGUCACGUUAACCACAUACCACCCAUAUGAUAGCUAGAGUAAGCGCCAUUGUAUAUCAAGCUGGGUACUCUUGUGUGCAGAACAGGAAUUCUUUUGAUAGCUACACGUUCAAUGCUAACAGUUAUCUUAUUGAACAUCGGUUAUCUUAUCACUCAUGUGUGUUGAAGUACUUGCGCUGCAAGUACUUUGUCGAUAGAGCAGUUUUUAAUUCAGUGUCGAAAAUCAUCCGGGAUUGCUUUGAUUUUACUUAAAUUUACUCUGUGGUUGGUCCAGAAAACUCACACUUUUCUCUCAACAAAUCAGAUGAAAACUUAGAACAAGCGCAAUUUGGUCACUCGCGUUUUCCCGCGCCUCUAGCAGUUUGCUUUUUUUCACUUUGAGUUCUUAUUGGCUAAGGGCAAUAUGCACCUUUGUUAUGAUUGGUCGCUUUGAUUACUCUGGUUUUGGUUUAUCGACUCUCAAUU